GGAGACUGGAAAGCUGAACACUCCCAGUAUUGCUUAAUGAAAUGAAAACUGAUUUUUUGUUAUUGUUCUUCACUCUGGGCAGUGCUGUGUAGAUUUCUGGAUACUGUUGAUUUAGCUUGCCUAACUUGGGAUAAAACUGAAGCUUCACUGAUUCCUGAAUCAGGUUGCAAAAGAAGAUGAAAAAGUUUAUUCUCCUUUUCUCCCUGAUCUUGGCUCCAGCCUCUGUUUACACAGAAGAUUUCAAGACAAAACUAAAUCUUUCACCAAGCAGUAACAGUCAUAAACGAUUUAAGAGAGAAUGGAUCUGGAAUCAAAUGCAUAUCAUGGAAGAGAUUAAUUCACCAUUACCACAUCAUGUUGGAAAGAUCACAUCAAGUUCAAGGAAUAAAAAUGCUAUGUAUGUUCUUGAGGGGGAGUAUGCCAACAGCAUCUUUAAAGUCCGUGAAGACACCGGAGAUGUGUAUGCAUUUGAGAGGCUGGACCGAGAAAAGAAAUCAGAGUAUGAGCUGACAGCUCUCUUUAUUGACAGAACAACUAACAAAUCACUGGAGCCACCAUCCAGAUUUAUCAUCAAAGUCUAUGAUGUUAAUGAUAAUGUUCCUGUGUUUGUACAAAAAGUGUUCAAUGGUUCUGUCCCAGAAAUGUCACCAGUAGGAACUUCAGUCACCAAAGUGACAGCAGUGGAUGCUGAUGACCCAACCGUUGCAGGUCAUGCCACAGUCAUAUACCAAGUUAUUCAAGGAGAGCGCUAUUUCACAGUAGAUGAAUCAGGAGUGAUUUCUACAGCUACAGCUGAUUUAGACAGAGAGAAUCAGUCUACUUAUGAAAUUGUGGUUAAAGCAAAAGAUUCUCCAGGGCUUCACGGUGGGGAUUCAAGCACUGCUACAGUCAUCAUUACUUUGUCUGACAUCAAUGACAACUUCCCAACAUUUGAACAGCAAUCGUUCCACUUUAAAGUCUUUGAAAACGUUCGAGUAGGAAGUGAAGUCGGCAAAUUGAAAGUACAAGAUUCUGAUGAUCCACAAAACAGAAACACAAAGUACAAUUUUGUCAGAGGAGACUAUAGAGAUACCUUUGAAAUUAUACCAAAUGCAUUCACCAAUGAAGGAAUAAUUAAGCCAAAGAAGCCAUUGGACUAUGAAAAAAUAAAAGAGUACAAGUUUGACAUUGAAGCAACUGAUCCAACGGUUAAUAUGCGUUUCUUCAAGCCUGGUGGGACAAAGAGCAUUGCAACCGUUACCAUUGAAGUUCUUGAUGUUGAUGAGCCUCCCAUCUUCUCUCAGCCAUCUUAUGUUUAUAAAGUAAAAGAAAACUACUUCACAAAAAACCCGCUUGGCACAGUUUUGGCAGUAGAUCCUGAUGCAGCAAAACGGAAAAUUAGAUAUACCCUCCGAAGAUCCAGCCCUAGUGGGGACUAUGUCAAAGUAUCCAAUAGUGGAGAUAUCUUCAUCUCAAAGCAUCUGGACAGAGAAGCCAGUGCCUGGCAUAACCUGACCGUGGCAGCCCAAGAAAUCAUGGCAGACAAUAGACUGUCUGACAUAGAAUCACAUACACAAGUUUAUAUCCAGGUUCUUGAUCAAAAUGACAAUGCUCCAGAAUUUGCUUAUCCUUAUGAGCCCAAAGUGUGUGAAAAUGCUGCACCAGGAAAGGUGAUAAUCAGGAUUUCAGCUACUGACAAGGAUGAAACGUUGCCCGGCGUUAACUUCAAAUAUUCCCUGACCACAGAAGAUAGCAACUUCACAUUGGUUGACAAUCACGAUAACACAGCUAAUGUCACCGUCAAAUAUGGACAGUUUAAUCGUGAGCUGGUGAAAAUCCACUACCUACCUGUCAUCAUCUCAGACAAUGGCACGCCAGAGCUAAGCAGCACAAACACACUUUCCAUCGGUGUCUGCAAGUGUGAUGAGAAAGGAGAAUUCACUUUUUGCGAAGAAGCAAAUAAGCAGGUUGGAGUUAGCAUUCAGGCACUGGUGGCAAUUUUUAUCUGCAUCCUCACAAUCCUUGUAAUCACGUUGCUGAUCAUUCUGAGAAAGAGGCACAAGAAAGAGCUGACUGUACUCAGGAAGAGUGUGGCAGAGAUUCAUGAGCAACUUGUGACCUAUGAUGAAGAAGGUGGUGGUGAAAUGGAUACCACCAGCUACGAUGUGUCUGUGCUCAACUCUGUCCGCAAGAAUGGCAUGAACCUGGAGUCUGGGCCCUGCCUGUAUGCACAGGUCAAGAAGCCAACAAGAAAUGGAAAUUCUGGCACUGGGGAAAUGGCAUUUAUGAUUGAGGUGAAGAAGGAUGAAGCUGAUAAUGAUGGGGAUUUGCUGCCAUAUGACACCCUUCACAUUUAUGGCUAUGAAGGUGCUGAGUCCAUUGCAGAAUCUCUUAGUUCUUUGGAGUCAGGAUCCUCUGAUUCAGAUAUCGACUAUGACUUUCUAAAUGACUGGGGUCCCAGAUUUAAAAUGUUAGCUGAGCUUUAUGGAUUGGAGCCAAAUGAAGACUUUGUAUAUUAAGUUCAAAUCAACUGUGUUUAGCUUUUCCCCUUAGAGACAGAUAGUAAAACCAAGAUGUAAACAGUAUGCAAAAGGAGGAUCCACAGAUCUUUACACAAGAAGCGCAGGUUUUAACUAUGAUUCUAGACAUCAAAAACCAAAAGCAUUUUGGGUUAGAAGGUUACAAUGAAAUCCAUUUUUUUUUAAGUAAUGACAUUGUUCUUGUCCCAUUCCCCCAGCAUGGGUAGCCCAGAUAGCACAUUGUCUCCUCCACUGACACUAGUUCUCUAGGACUCACAGGUGAGCUCCACAGAACAUGUCUUUUGAAUCAUUACUGCCCAGCACCUGUGAAAGUUUUCCAUAUAUAUGCUGAUGCCUACAGCAGCAUGCCCCCGAUUUCUUCCCCAUUCCAUGUGGUGUCAUACCCUUUUGUCAAUGUGAAAUUAAGAACAGAGGAGUCUAGCGACUCUGAGAAGGAACAUAUUAGGGAGGCACUUGUAGCCAUCUCCCCCUCAAGUCUGCCUUGCCUCCUGUACCAUCUUGCAUGGAUAAUCCAUGCCUUUGCUUCCGCAGCAAAGGGGAGGAUCAUCAUUUAAUAUUAACGAUGAUUCCAUUAUGUUCAAAGAGAAUCAUGAUUUCUCCCUUCUUCCCAAUUCACUAGUUACCUUUCCACUCCAAAAAUGGGCUACUGCAGGAAGAUAGUAGAACUCUUUGGGAUUUUUAGAAGACCACCACAGUGGUUUUAAUUGGUCAUUUUUGAAAAGCUCGACUGUGUGGACUUCUGGCACCAUCCUGGAGUAUUAAAAUCUCUCUUUAUCCUCAGAAAAAAAUAUUUUCCUUUCUUAACUAGGAUCUUGGUGCUAUUCAAUGGAAUAUACCCUGCUGGGCAGGAAGCUUGCAGAUCAGGUUGAAUAUUAAGGCGCCAGAACUGUAGGUUUCACUGGAUUGCCACAAUCAAAUCACAGGUAUUACAGGCUAAGGUGGUAUGGAUUUUUCUAGGAGCUUUCUUUUUAACAUAGUUGAAGGUAUUCAGCUAUUUCAGGAAAAAAAAUUCAAGGGUCUCAUUACUGUGAAUUUUGUUUUUAAACAGGUACUGUAAAAUGGGUAUUUUCCACCUAGGAAAGUAUUGGGGACUUCCAGACCAGACUAUUGUAUCUGUGUACUCUACUGUCUAUCUGAAAGACCAAGGCAUGGGCAUAAGCAAGGUUUUGGGUGUCACCACCACUACAUCCCUAAUACUGCAAGACACAUGUACAUACUUAACUUCACGCACAGUGAGGAGUCGUCCCGUUCAGCUGAAUGCCAGUGCACACAGUGCAUCAAGUCAAACAAACAUGUAUGUUUUUCAGGAUCUAGGCAAGCGAUGACGAUGGGCUGGCUCCUGCCCUGAUGUAAGGCUCACUGAUGUAAGACUCCCAUUGAUUUUAAUGGGAGCAGGGUCCUGCCAAUGAGAUACCCAGUUUUGCAGGAUCUGUAGGAAUUAGUUUAGCUGAUCUCUUGAUUUAAGACUGGAUUUUAUAUAUAGUCACGAAUCCAAAUACUAAAGUUGUCUUUUUUAAACCAGUGUAGUGGAAUUUCACUGAUUUGCAUUUCACUAAGCCACCCAUAAUUGAUACACAAAAACCAGCAUCCUUUUUCAGCAAAGAUUUAAUAGCAAGGGUAUUAAAUCUGCAGGGUGGUCUCAUUAUUAGUACUUCACUACUUUUUCAAAAAUACACAAAUAUACAGCAUUUAGUAGGAUACUUUCAUAAUUAUUCAAAUUAUAGUACACGUUCCAAAUACAGGCCUGAUCCAAGCCCAUUGGGAGUCUUCCCAUUGGUGUUUGGAUCAGACCCUUUAUAAAUAAUGUACUUGUUUUAAAAAACUGUUUGUCCACUUAAUCAUUAAUCUGCAAAUCCAGUCCUCAGUGCAAGUUAGUGAGGUUCUACUGAUGAUUGUGUUAUAAAGAAUUCUUACUAAUACUUAUAUUUUAAGAUUUUCAUAUGUAAUAAGGUGUUGCUAUUCAACAGGAAACGUUAGCUAUAGAAUUAUUCAGUGCCAUAGCUAAAGAAUCUUCUGUAAACAACAUCCAGAUAACAUUUUCUAUAAUCACUGUGGGGUUUUUUGCAGUCUGCUUUAUAACAUUAUUCUAAGGAACAUUGUACUGAUCUCUACUGUACAUCAAAGGUGUUUGCACUGGAUAUUUUCUUUUAAUAUUGCUAUACUUGUUCUGUUUUUACUUACAUAAAAGCCAAAUUCAAAUGUAAUGUUAUUUCUCCGUGAAUUAAUAAUCUGUAUGCAUAAGGCAAUUAUAGGUUUUUGGGUGAUCUUGCUGCAGUUAAUUCAGUCAAAAGCAUGCUGGAAUCUGUUAGAGAAGGGGAUAGGAAGUCAUCAAACCCAGAGAACAGUAGACAUGGGUUCAUAGAGGAGCUCUGCGUAAAAAUGAUUUUUUUCACGCACUUGGAAAGCUAUAUGCUAAGACAGUGGUUCUCAAACUGUGGGUCAUGACUGCAUUUUAAUGGGGUCACCAGGGCUGGCUCAGUCUUGCCGGGGUCAGGUGCCAAAGCCAAAGCCUAAGCCCUACUGCCUGGGGCCGAAGCCCUUAGGCUUUGGUUUUGCCCCCACCCCCAGGACAGUGGUGUUUUGGCCUCUCCAUAUGGGGAGGCAGGGAUGGGAUGGGUUCAGGCUUCAGUCCUCCUGCCUGGGGUCAUGUAGUAACUUCUGUAGUCAGAAGGGGGUUGCAGUGCAAUGAAGCUUGGGAACCCCUGCUCUAAGACCUUUUUCCCACAGAAUCUUCCAUUCUCAGACAUCUGAUUUCACGGAGACCCUUUUCCAGGCAAAUCAGAGCUGUGCAACACACCAAUUUUCUUGUCAUGUGAGGCCAGAUUUUCAAGAGAGCUCCCCCCGGCACUGGGGGUGUGGAGAUCUUUUGAAAGUUUGCCUACAGAAUCUAUGCAGUUCUAGAGAAUACUGUUAUAGUAUCAGCCAGAUCCCACACAUGCAGGAUGAAGCACAGAAAUCAGGACCUUCUCACCCAAAAAUACAAUCUUCUGUUGUUUGAACUAAAGGGGAGUCUCCAUUACCUACCACUAGAACAGUUCCAUCCUGAGUUAUCAAAUGUGUUCAGUGUGUCCCCUGAUAAUUUUAGAUGACCAAAUGGAGGGCAUUUUCAAUGUAAUUAACAGAUAGCUGGGGAUAUGAAUUUGAUUGAGAUUACAGGGAAUUUUGCAUAACUGUUUGAGGAGACAACAGUUAGAAGAGAAAUUCUUAUUUCAGUUGAUAGGGGGUUUUGGAGAAUAAAGUCACAACUCCUAUCCCUCAUGUCGUGUGUGUAUGACUUAACUGCCAGCCAGAAUGGACCUAUCCCAACUUCCUCUGCACUCAACACCAUUACUCCCUAGCAAUAUCUUCAUCCCUUCAAGGGAUGCAAAGCACUCUUCCCCAUCACCCCUCGGCAAUGGCAUGGACAGAUGUCUCCCUAAUAUUUCUAGUCCUGCCAUACCAGAAGCAAAGGACUGAGCAGGGGUGCAUAGCACUGUACAAAACACCAUGGAUAGUCAUUUUCCCACAUUUCCCAUAACCCUGGAUUUAAUGGUUAGCACACAACAGAUGAAUAGACAGUCAUAGCAGAAAGGGAAGGACAGAGUCAGGAGAGAAAGCUGUGUUUGCAGAAGUUAGUAGUAACUGUUUUAAAUUGCACUAUAAAUUGCAACUAACCAUCUAUGAAUACUUAAGUCUCACAAUCUAAGACCCUUAAAUUCAGUGUUUUAGACAACAGUCCUUUAUCAUUUUUUUCUUUAUUCACUCUCAAAGUUCAUGCCAAAACUUUUUUUUAAGAGAUGUACACAGACUGUUGACAUUUACACAAAUAUAAAUCAAAUGAAAACUGUCAGUUCUUUCAGAGCUAAGUGUCAGGAGCAGAAUAAUAUAAAAGUUUCAGAUUACACAAAUUUAGCACGCAUUGCAUGAAAAGCUCAAUACUUAUGUCAGUUAAGUUACAAUGAAAUGCAUUUUUCCAAAGAAAGACAAUUAAAUAUCUCUCUGCAAUAAUUUUGCUUUUACCCAAUAUUUUAAGUGUUAUUCAUUUAAUUAAAACAUGCAUUUGAUUUUUAUUCUUAGUCUAUCAUGAAUUUUUAUUGUAUUAUUUUUAUGUAAUAAAAGGUCAUGCCAGGGGACUAAUGCAUUUAAUAAAGAUUUUUACAUGGC
This is a messenger RNA of Gopherus evgoodei (Goodes thornscrub tortoise), 6662 nucleotides long. RefSeq names its product cadherin 5 (gene CDH5). The record is from RefSeq and is a predicted model, not a curated record. The transcript has 12 exons. Gene Ontology annotation, biological process: vasculature development; cell morphogenesis; adherens junction organization. Gene Ontology annotation, molecular function: cadherin binding; calcium ion binding. Gene Ontology annotation, cellular component: catenin complex; plasma membrane; adherens junction. Bases 177 to 2498 code for a protein of 773 amino acids. NCBI's taxonomy places the organism in Eukaryota, Metazoa, Chordata, Testudines, Testudinidae.